AUGGCCGGUCCUUAUGUAUUCUUCGACAUCACCAUUGGUGGUCGUCCCUCUGGGCGCAUUGCUAUGAGGCUCUACACCGAUGUCACCCCCAAAACCGCAGAGAACUUCCGCGCCCUUUGCACUGGCGAGGAGGGCAACGGCAAGCUGGGAAAGCCCCUCCACUACAAGGGCUCCAUUUUCCACCGCAUCAUCAAGAACUUUAUGAUCCAGGGCGGUGACUUCACUGAGGAACUGGCACAGGCGGCGAAUCCAUCUAUGGCGAGAAGCACCAACGGCUCCCAGUUCUUCAUCACGACAGUACCCACCCCUCACCUUGAUGGAAAGCACGUCGUGUUCGGCGAAGUCCUCAAAGGAAAGUCUCUUGUCCGUAAGAUCGAAAACAUACCCACCACCCCAGGCGACAACCCCGAAAAGCCCGUCGUGAUCGCCGACUGCGGCGAGCUCUCCGAAGCCGAAUAUGCUGCUCUAGACGAAGCUGGUCCCGCCGACGCUUAUGGCGACCAAUACCAGGACUACCCCGAUGACCUUGCCGAGGCCCCUUCCGCCAGCGAGGUCGCCAAGAUCGCUGCUGAUUGCAAGAACUUUGGCACCGCCGCCCUCAAGGCGGGUGACCUCCAGGCCGCCAUUGACAAGUAUGAAAAGGGCCUCCGCUACCUCAACGAGGACCCCGAUCUCUCCAAGGAGUCGGAUUCUUUCAAGCAGGACCUUGACAAGCUCCGGUUCACCCUGAACAACAACACUGCUUUUGUCCACCUCAAGCUCGCCUCUUGGUCCGAUGUCGUCUCCUCCGCCUCGAGUGCCCUCGCCAUGAAGGACCCCUACGGCGUCGUUACCGCCGCUGACAGGACGAAGGCUCUGUACCGCAGGGGCGUCGCCCACCUAAACCUCAGGGACGACGACAGCGCCCUCGAAGACCUUAGCGAAGCCUACAAGCUCUCUCCCAAGGAUGCUGGUGUCAUUAAGGAGUACACGGCCCUCAAGAAGAAGCACGAUGAGAAGAAUAAGAAGCUGAGCGCCGCGUACAAAAAGUUCUUCACCGAUUAA
Parascedosporium putredinis is the source of this 1044-nucleotide messenger RNA. The record is from the annotation of a GenBank genome assembly. NCBI's taxonomy places the organism in Eukaryota, Fungi, Ascomycota, Sordariomycetes, Microascales, Microascaceae.